Entamoeba invadens IP1 is the source of this 546-nucleotide messenger RNA. RefSeq lists its product as hypothetical. Lineage: Eukaryota; Evosea; Mastigamoebida; Endamoebidae. The transcript has a single exon. The record is from RefSeq and is a predicted model, not a curated record. The coding region runs from base 1 to 546 and encodes 181 amino acids.
AUGUUAGAUUGUCAUUGUUACACCGCACCACUUAAUAGUCUUGUAGAAGUCUAUCGUCAAUUGAAGGUAUGGAGUGAUAGUACUGACUAUACAAUACUCUUCGACUCCUCAACAUCUGAUUGGACUCUCAACUCCGAUCAGUUCGCGCAAAGGGUAUUAAACAAGCAGAACCUUUUCUUUGUUGUCAUCGAUGAGAACAACAACAUCUUUGGGGGCUAUAAAAAGUCUGUAGUGAAAUCAGAGGAUGACUUUCUCAAAGACAAAGGGGCUUAUCUCUUCACUAUGAAUGUCUACGGUACCGUUGGAAUACCUUUAAAGUGCGUUUUAACUCAAAGCAGUGCAAAAGACUCUUUCUUUUUGGGUUCAAAGAGAAAUAGCAUCCUCUUUGCUUUCGGUAAAGGCGACUUGGUCGUUUACAAAAAAGACGUCGGAAAACGAGGAAUCUGUUUACAAUGUUCCUUCGACUAUUACAAUGCUCCUGUCGUUCUUUGUGGGACAACACGGUUCGUCCCACAGCGUGUACUUGUUGUUGAAAUGUUGAAUUAA